AUGCCCAACAAUAUGGGGGCUCACAACGACAAUACGAUAACUCCUACGAUGGAUAUGGCCAGGACGACUACUAUAAUCAGCAUGAGGGAGGCUAUGCCGACGGGUAUGGCCAGGGAUAUGAUAAUGAUCAGUAUCAAGGUCACGGGUACUCGCAACACUCCCAGCAGCACUAUCCACAAGAUGGCCAUGGCCAAGGUGAUGGGCGGCAACCCUCUCGCGGAGGAUAUGGUGGGAUGGGAUACGGCCGCGGUGGAAGGGGGCCCGCACCAAGGCAGGGUGGUCAUCCAUCAGACGUCCCCCAGUCCUAUUCAGACCCAAACCUUGGUCGUCCAAACGAACAACGAACAGGCCCUCGAAAUGGAAACUAUAACGGUGACUAUCAAGAUCGCCAAUUGGCUGACCAAAUGUAUGGUAUGGAUAUUAACGAUCCCAAUGGGUACCAACAGAGGAUGCCUCCCGGACCAGGACCAGGAUCAAGAGGUAGUAGCGGAAGCCAAAGGAGUCAUGGAGAGUAUGGAAGGCAAAUACCUAGAGGUCAAUCGGCUCAAGGGUAUUCCAACGGCCGAGGAUAUGCUGAGCUAA
Molecule: messenger RNA, 582 nt
Organism: Clonostachys rhizophaga
Lineage: Eukaryota; Fungi; Ascomycota; Sordariomycetes; Hypocreales; Bionectriaceae
Source: the annotation of a GenBank genome assembly